Molecule: messenger RNA, 4005 nt
Organism: Ogataea philodendri
Lineage: Eukaryota; Fungi; Ascomycota; Pichiomycetes; Pichiales; Pichiaceae
Exons: 6
Coding region: 1-4005 (1334 amino acids)
Biological process (GO): spliceosomal complex assembly; mRNA splicing, via spliceosome
Cellular component (GO): Prp19 complex; U2-type catalytic step 2 spliceosome; precatalytic spliceosome
Molecular function (GO): protein binding
Source: RefSeq, a predicted model, not a curated record
AUGUCUAUCCACCAGCUGGGCGUUGAAAAUGGACAUCACCACCCAAUUCCACUCCACGAUCCGAAACCGGUCGUCGGCUGCCAGCUUCCUGAACUGGUUCUGCAAUUGCGUGUCCUUGGCCUCGCACAAGAGAAAUCGGCUGACUCAAACAAGUCAGGGCUGGAGUUUUGUAGCAAGUUGGUGAUAUUCUGUGCUCCCAAACCCGGAUCCAAGAACAGCUCCUUCAUCUUUGGGUCGGUCUUGAACUUGAUGGAUUUCGAAAUGUUGUAUUUUUCGAGUUUCGGCUUGGACUUAUCGAAAUCCUCGAUCUUCUUGUGGCUAUCCAGGAUAGACAGAACGUCCGUGAGGAAUUUAGGCGAGAGAAUAUGUUUUGGACUCUUGCUCAACGACUUGAGGAACUUUUCUGUUCGUAAAACUCCUGGAGCAAUGAUACAGUUCAACGAACUGUUUGGCUGUUCGAUAACCUUGAUUCCUACCUUGUUGAGGUUACGCAGAUCGGACGCUGAGAAUUCCUUAUCGCAACCGGUCAAAAUAGCUGUAAUCUCGUACGGUUUUGGCACCGUUUUCUGUUUUUUUCGUGGAACAUCCUGCGAAUUGGUGAUAUCCUCCAGCUGCGAGUCGGCUGCAUGUUUCUGCGACUGCACCUCAAGACUCACGUGGCCCACAGACUGCGAGACCGGGAGCUUAUCGCCCAACACCUGGUACCGAGAACUUGAAUCGUCCUGCAGCUCCCAUUUAGCAUACGACUCUUCCAGCCACAGAUGGUUCAGACACUUGAUCCCCCAUUCCUGUGCAAACUUGUACUUGUCGCCAGUCGGUUUUGCCGCCACCAGAUGCGUGGUGGUAUUGAAGUCCUCGCUAAGGAAGAAUGUCUGCCCCUUGAACAGGCUGGACGAGACUGGCUCUGCCGCAGAGUCUCUGGUAUUGACGGCGUACGGCGACUCCGGCAGCUUGCGUUUGGACACAAUGCUGUCAAACACCCAUUCUGGGCGCACAAUCAGGAUCGCCUCUUUCUCGCACGCCUGGUUGAACGCGGCUGCCAUUUGGCAUUUCUCGUCGUCCAGAUCAACAGCCACCAAAUGGGUGGUUCUGCGCGAAAGCAGGUCGGUGUGGAUCCCGCCAAACGACCGCACCGCGCUGAAAACGGCGUCCUGGUCGCCCUGGCACACGGACGCUGCGCAGCACACGCUCACGCUGCUCAGAAAGUAUUUGGGGUCGGGAGAGUACGGUCUCAGGGUCUCGAUCAGAUUGGCCGCGAUGGAGUCCAACACCCAGUCCUCCCGCACGACGGGGAUCAUCAGCUCCUCGGCGAGUUGGUACUCGACGAAAUCCGUCGUGUUGGACACGAUCAGCGUGAUAUUCACGAGCUUAUCAUUAGACAACGGGAUCAGCUCGCUGUCCUUCUUGGUGACAAUGGCGGAUUCGUCGUCAAACCCAGCGCUUAGAAUGUGUUUGCGGAUGGCGUCUGCUUUUGCGGCGCUUAGCGCGGCCGACUGGAUGAUCAGAAAUCGGUGGCCUUCAAAAAGCGACAUACGCGUUCUGAUGAGUGAGGCGUACGAGCAGCGCCAGAUGCCGCCGAAGGCCCCAAACAUCAAAAUUGCCGACCUCGAGGAGCUGCGCGAGUUCCAGGGCAGGAAACGGACCGAGUACGAAAAGGCCCUCAGGGUCAAGCGGUUCGAUUUCGGCCAGUGGAUGCGGUACGCGCAGUUCGAGUUGGACCAGCACGACUACGUGCGAGCACGGUCGAUCUUUGAGCGCGCGCUCGAGGUCGAUCAUAAACAGGUCCCUGUUUGGAUACGGUACGUGCAGACAGAGCUCAAGGGGAAGAACAUCAACCAUGCGCGGAACCUGUUGGACCGGGCCACACGGCUGCUUCCGCGCGUCGACAAGCUGUGGUACCAGUACAUCACCGUGGAAGAGUCUGUGGGGGACGUGAUUGGAACACGCAAGAUUUUCCAGAACUGGCUCCAAUGGAAGCCAGGGCCAGACGUUUGGCAGCAUUAUAUCCAAUUCGAGUUGCGGUACAACGAGAUCGAGAACGCGCGGCUGUUGUUUGAGCAGUUUGUUGUUGCGCACCCGGACUCGUCCACCUGGCUGCUUUGGGUGGAUUUCGAGAGAACACACGGAGACUCUGUGAAUGUGCACAACGUUUACCGGCUGGCGGCCGAGUCGUUACGGCAAAGAGGUGCUUUGGAUGCCAAGCUAGUUUACUCGUGGAUUAAAUGGGAGGUCUCGCAAAACAACAGAGACAAGGCCAAACAGCUGUUUGACUUUGGGUUUGAGCAUUUAUCUGAAAAAGAGAGAGUAGAGCUGCGUUCGGACUAUGCGUUGUUUGAGAAACAGCACGGUGAGACAGCAUCGAUCGAGGACUCUGUUUUGUCCAAAAGAAUAGCCGUUUACGAACAGGAACUUGCAGAGACUCCCAGCAGCUAUGAUACCUGGUGGGUGUAUUUGAAGCUCGUGGAGCCGCUUUUCGACGAGCGCAAGUUUGGUUCCAAGCUGGAGCAGGCUGUCGAAGUUGUUCCGCAAAGCGAUGUCAAAUCAGACUGGACCAGCUACAUCUAUCUGUGGAUCAAGUAUCUGAUAUGGCAGGAGCCACGGGACCAGGAAAAAACUAGGGAAUUCGAGUUCGAGCUGCGUGCGCGCAAGCUGGGUGCCGCUCGCAAGCUGCUGGGCCGCUCGAUUGGCGUUUGUGGAGAUGUCAAGGUGAUAAAGUAUUAUAUUGAGCUGGAGACCAAGUUGUUGGAGUUUGACCGUGUGCGGAUGAUCUACACGAAGCUGGUGGAACUUUAUCCGCGUGACGCAGAGCACUGGAUCGAUUUUGCCAAUCUUGAGGCCGAACUAGGAGACCGUGCACGGUGUGUUGCGAUUUUCGACCUGGCGUUGGACGAGGUGGCUGUUUCUGCUCGGCCGACCGUCCUCAAGGCGUACAUUGCGUACGAGAUGGACGAGCGCAAGUACGACAACGCGCGGCGGCUGCAGGACCGUGCUGUUGAGCUGGCCGGCGACGUGAAGAGUCUGGUAGCAAGAUGCAUGCUGGAGCUGAAAAUCCCUACACGGGCGCAGCUGGAGGAGUACGAGCGAUCGGGCGCUGACGAGUUCCGGUUCGAGAUCACCGAGGAGGCCAAGGACCGGAGCAGGGACGUUUUCCGGAGCAAGAUCGCGUCAGCGGACGGGGCGCAGAAGAAACAGCUGGUGGAGGCUCUGGUGGAGUUUGAGCGCAAGUACGGCGACGCGGAAAAGGUGGCUGCGGCUGAAGCGCAGCUGCCCCGGCUGGAGAAACGGUUCCGUCACAACGCGGCUGGCGAAGAGGAGGAGUACUACGAGUACGUGUUUGAACGUAAAGUACACGGAAGCGGUGAUUUUGAAGCCUAUCCAUCCGGUGAGCUCGUAGACCAGGGCCUGGGACACGGCCAUGGUGCCGAGCGGGAAUGUGGAGGCCCAAAGGGCUUUGGACCACGAGUGGAUCCAGCCGUACUGGAGCACGCACAGCGCGGCGACCACAGAGAUGCAGACGCCCAUGGAAAUGAGCAACAGCGCCACGUACACCGAGCAGAGCUGCAGUGCCGUCGCGAUGGUGAGCAGCACCUGGCUGUCGAGGCCGUUGGUGAGUGCCACGAGCGACGAGUCGGCCUGGACCAGCUGUGCGAGGCUCUGGAAAUUGAGCAGCAGCGCAAAGCUGCCCUGGCCCAGCACGCCGAUCGGGAUGAAGCACGAGUACACGCUCUGUUUUGGAGGCAGGCCGGACGUGAACAGUUUAUAGAAGUAAACCGCGAUGAGUGGCAGAGCCAGCAUGAUUGCGUUUCCAAAGAGCAUAAACGUGACAAUCUCCGAGGAGAGUUUCCAGCGGUAGCUGGACAGCUGUUGGCUGACGAUGCAGCCUGUGGAUGCGGCGACGGUCAGAGUCACUGCCGGGAGCAGAAUGGUAGCGUUGAGAUCGCUGGCCGGGAUUUCGUUGAGUGCAAACAUGACAUAGGUAAGACCCCAUGCGCAGAGCAAAGUUAG